Molecule: messenger RNA, 1268 nt
Organism: Electrophorus electricus (electric eel)
Lineage: Eukaryota; Metazoa; Chordata; Actinopteri; Gymnotiformes; Gymnotidae
Gene: taar1b
Product: trace amine associated receptor 1b
Biological process (GO): G protein-coupled receptor signaling pathway
Cellular component (GO): membrane
Molecular function (GO): trace-amine receptor activity
Source: RefSeq, a predicted model, not a curated record
AUGGUCUCUCUAAAUUUCUCAGACCUCAGUUCACAGGAUCUGGUGGAAUCAUUCUUCUGUUAUGACUCCGUUAAUGACUCCUGCCAGAAGAUUCAGAGACCUCCCAACAUACAGAUUUGUAUGUUCAUCGCCAUGGCGAUUACCACCAUGGUGACCAUUAUGGGGAAUCUGCUUGUAACUGGUUCCAUUGCGCAUUUCAAGCAGCUCCACACACCGACCAACUACCUCAUCCUGUCCCUGGCCUUGUGUGACUUCCUGCUGGCUGUGUUCGUCAUGCCCCUGAGUGCUAUGUGUUCCGUGUACGGCUGCUGGUACCUCACUGACUUCAUGUGCAAGAUGCACACAGGCAUGGACAUGACAUUGAGCACAGCUUCCAUCUUUCACCUCACGUGCGUGUCAGCAGAGCGCUUCUGCGCUGUGUGCUGCCCGCUGACGUACCACAUGCGUGUGCGCUCAGCCACCGUGCUCUGCAUGGUCUGCGCCAGCUGGCUCAUCUCCACUGUAUUCGGCUAUGCAAUGAUCUUCAGUGGGCUCAACCUCCGGGGUGAUGAGACCUUCUACAACUCCCACCUGCGCUGUGUGGGAGGCUGUCCUGUAUUCUUUAGCCGCGGCUCGGCGGUCGUCACUUCCAUGGUCUCUUUCUUCAUCCCCGGCCUGGUCAUGUUUGGAAUCUACUCCAGGAUUUAUGUGGUGGUCAGGGGGCAGGCGAGAUCAAUUGACUUUCUAGCCGGUCAGCUGCGGAUGGACAGUCACAGGCCAGGAGGGUUCAGAAACCGAGCCUGGAAGGGUACCAUGACCCUCUCCAUUGUGGUUGGAGUUUUCCUCAUCUGCUGGACCCCAUUUUUCCUCUGCAACAUCGUAGACCCCUUUAUCGGCUUCAGUAUACCUCCAGAGCUAACGGAUGCCCUGGUUUGGUUUGGAUAUCUGAACUCCACUCUGAAUCCCUUCAUCUAUGCUUUUCUGUACCCGUGGUUCAGAAAGGCUUUCAGGAUUAUUGUAAGUGGGGAGGUCUUUCACAGGAAUAGCUGCAGAAUACAGCUGCACUCAUGAUCAAGUGAGCUAUACAACAGCUCUAGACAUGCAAAUUCAUUUAGGUUGGUCCGUGUGUUAAUAUGUCUUAUGUCCCUGUGUUAACAUGUGAUUAAAAUGCAGGAGACCACUGACUUGACCCUUUUCAUGCUGCCUCGUUGUUAUUGGUGCUGUGUGUUGUUCAGUUUCCUUAGAGCUAAUGGCAACACAGAAGAAGGAUUUGACUGCAACUAAAUAAA